This is a messenger RNA of Electrophorus electricus (electric eel), 3653 nucleotides long. It is a transcript of the gene tbc1d22a, whose product is annotated as TBC1 domain family, member 22a. Gene Ontology annotation, molecular function: GTPase activator activity. Gene Ontology annotation, biological process: activation of GTPase activity. The record is from RefSeq and is a predicted model, not a curated record. NCBI's taxonomy places the organism in Eukaryota, Metazoa, Chordata, Actinopteri, Gymnotiformes, Gymnotidae.
CGUCAAACAUGGCGGCUUUCUGAGUUUGCGAAGACAAACUGAGGUGUAAAUAAACACACUGUACAUUAUUCUGACGACACAUUACCUGCAACCUGCACGUUAUUGAUGACCUACUGUACAGAGGACAAAAAAAUGUCGAGCGACGGCGGUAAAAAACAAUUCUGGAAAAGGAACACGGCGAAGGUUCCCGGCAGUAUACAACAUGUUUAUGGAGCCCAGCAUCCUCCUUUUGAUCCUCUCCUACAUGCUAAUUUGAUCAAAGCUGGAAACAAGCCUCCCUCAAUGAGCACGCCAGGCAAGCCGAAGAAAGCCACGACCUUCCAGGAGUUCGAGAGCAUCACCAGCGACGCCUGGGACGUGGGUGACGAUGAUGACGAGCUCCUGGCCAUGGCUGCCCAGAACCUGAACAUUGAGGUCGUCAUGGAGACGGCCAAUAAGGUCAUAGAGAACCACAGCAAGCUCCAGGAGCAGAGGCAGCAGCGGCAGGAUGACAUGCUCAAGCCCGAAGAGAAGGAGGAAGAGGAGGCACGUGAGGAGGAUGUAGAUGAGCGGGGGGAAGAAGAAGAAGAAGAGGAGGCGGCGGAGACGACUGCGGAGCUGUCCUUCAGCUUUGAGCGCCUCCCCCACAGUGACAGUCGGCUGGUAAAGUCCCACAGCGAAGCGCCUAUUGGCUCCCCAAAGGUCCUGGCGGAGGAGAGGGCAGCCCUCCAGAGGCAGCAGUCGCUCCCACACCGGCCCGUCAUCCCGCUUGUGGCACGCAUGGCUGACCAGAACACAUCAGGAACCCCGGCCAUGACGGAGAGGGAAGCUUUCAGACUGGACAAGUUCAGGCAGCUGCUGGCAGGGCCGAACACCGACCUCGAGGAGCUUCGGAAGUUGAGCUGGUCUGGAAUUCCACGGCAAGUGCGUCCCAUCACAUGGAAGCUUCUGUCAGGCUACCUGCCUGCCAACGCAGAGCGUAGAGCCAGCACACUGCAGAGGAAAAGGCAAGAGUACUUUGGCUUCAUCGAGCAGUACUACGACUCCCGCAAUGAUGAACAUCACCAGGACACCUACAGACAGAUUCACAUUGACAUUCCCCGGAUGAGUCCGGAGAGUUUAGUGCUGCAGCCCAAAGUGACCGAGAUUCACAUUGACAUACCAAGAACUAAUCCCCUUAUUCCUCUUUUCCAACAAGCUUCUGUACAAGAGAUUUUUGAGCGGAUUCUCUUCAUCUGGGCGAUCCGGCACCCAGCCAGCGGCUACGUGCAGGGCAUCAAUGACCUCGUCACACCCUUCUUCGUGGUAUACGUCUUUGAGUACAUUGAGGAAGAGGUGGAAAAUUUCGACGUUUCCAGCUUGCAGGAGGAGGUGCUGCGGAACAUCGAGGCUGACAGCUUCUGGUGCAUGAGCAAGCUACUGGACGGCAUUCAGGACAACUACACUUUUGCCCAGCCGGGGAUCCAGAGGAAAGUGAAGGCCCUGGAGGAACUGGUCAGCCGGAUCGAUGAGACAGUGCAUCGACACAUGCAGCAGUAUGAGGUGGAGUACCUGCAGUUCGCCUUCCGCUGGAUGAACAACCUGCUGAUGAGAGAGCUCCCACUGCGCUGUACCAUCCGCCUGUGGGACACCUACCAGGCCGAGCCGGAGGGCUUCUCCCACUUCCACCUGUACGUGUGUGCUGCCUUCCUCGUGCACUGGAGGAAGGAGAUCCUGGAGGAGAAGGACUUCCAGGGCUUGAUGAUUUUGCUGCAGAACCUUCCCACCAUGCACUGGGGCAACGAGGAGGUGAGUGUGCUCCUGGCCGAAGCCUACAGGCUGAAGUUCGCCUUUGCAGACGCACCCAACCACUACAAGAGAUGAGGCUGGGAGUGCCUGCCCCUACUCCCUCCCCAGCACGACUACUGCAUUGAGACCCCCAGCUCAGCCCGAGGCUCUUGGUACCCCUCGGUCACCUAGAGUCUAAGGUGGCGUGUGAAUUCCGUGUACAGCUCUUGCCUACUGUCCCUGCAGUCCCUUCUUUGUUCUUACUAACGUGAGCACUCCGGACAUCAGCCGUCACCCGUCUGUCAUAUCGAACCCAAAGAAAAGACUCUUGCUUCACUUCAAAACAUACUGACAGAUUCAAACUUUUUCCCACCGAUGCUGUUUAAAUCUCAGCCCUCCACCACCAGGUUUCCAAGCGAAGGUAUUUCCUGAAGGCUGAUGCAGUUUUAGCAGUUUAUUAGAGAGAAGAAAAAAAAACAAACACUACGCACCAGAUAAGGUUAUAAGUACUGACACUUCGUGCCUGUGUGUGUGCGCUGAGAGAGCAGCUGUACGACACGUGACGGCUCCAAGCGUGCUCCUGCAUCCAAUGGUCUCCAUUGCAAAACUCCGUCGCUGGUCAGGCAUUCACAGCAUUAAAGGCAAUAACGACACAUAGCUCAGACAUGACGACAGAAUGCAGACGUAUUCCAGACAGCCACAAAAGCUGCAUAAGAACGCUCCCUGGAAGUAGAAUCAAAGAACACUUUAUCUAAACCUAGGUCUACCUCAGGAGCCAGUCCGCUCGGAUUGGCGGCGAGAUGGAAUGCGUUACGUGGGUGACACAUCUGCCUCCAUGUUAGAAUAACAGCCACGAUGUUCAUUCCCUGAACACUUGUGUUUGUUUAUUUAUUUAUUUUUUUAUAGUUUGCCUUAAUUCGGCUGUUUCGAUCGUGCUAGGAACUGUCUCAGCCAUAUGCCGUCAGAGGUGACUGGAGCAGAGAAUUGUGUUGCUUCGAUGAAUUAGCUUUUUCAGUUACCUAAUGGACUGUCAUUUGAAAUCCCUGUAUGGCACAAUCGUCCACAUUUGCUGCAUGGCACUGUGGGUAGUAAGUGUGUUUUGGGGCAGUCAGCUCUCAACCAAGCAAGUGUUUGCAAUAUUCAAACUUUGCGCCGUGUACGAUCCUUUUGUCAAGCUUUUACAUUUCUGUGCCAGUUCUAACAAGUGAUUAAUAUCUGUGAAAAGGACAAAAAAUGCACUCAAAGUCUAUUUUCCUGUUUUGUAUAAAAUGUAUUCACUAAAUUAGAUUUUUUAACCCCCCUCCCCUGCCGUUUUAUAUAUUGUUUAUACAAACCUAUUAAGUUGUGCCUAACCAGAUAUAGAGGAUACCAUCCCAGAUAUUUAUUUUACUUAAUGAUAAUUUAAAGUGAUUUUGGAACAAAAGGAGCAGAAGCUUUUCAACUGGGGUGUUGGCUGGUGGAGUCCUCCUUGUAACUGGUGAGCGUGCCACCGUCACUGGGCCCUGGGUGGUGAUGAGAGCCCUCACUGCUGAAGGAGCCUCACGCUGGGUCUAAACACACUAACUGACUCGCUGUCUGAUCUUCCUGACACAAGACUAACGUCACGUACCGCGCUGCUCGUUGCUCUCGCUCGCUGCCUCUCCGGCUCCGUCGGCGUUUUUACUUCCUUUUGCCAGUGCUGAGGUGGUUUUGUUUUUUUUCCCCUCUCCCCAGCCUUUCUGGUGAGCGUCGUGUUUGACAGGUAAUCCUGGAUACCUAGGACUAGGCUUAUUUUCAGGGUGUAACAAAAGGAGAGUAAGAAUUUUUCUCAAAUGUUCUUGAAUUAAAAUGUGUACAGAACAAUGACUUUUCAGAGAUCUGUAAAUAGAAAGAAAUGUGUAAAUAAAUGCUAUAUAUGACCAAACCAU